This is a messenger RNA of Anopheles nili, 3657 nucleotides long. RefSeq names its product protein grainyhead (gene grh). NCBI's taxonomy places the organism in Eukaryota, Metazoa, Arthropoda, Insecta, Diptera, Culicidae. Gene Ontology annotation, biological process: regulation of transcription by RNA polymerase II. The record is from RefSeq and is a predicted model, not a curated record. The transcript has 16 exons. Bases 1 to 3657 code for a protein of 1218 amino acids. Gene Ontology annotation, molecular function: DNA-binding transcription activator activity, RNA polymerase II-specific; RNA polymerase II cis-regulatory region sequence-specific DNA binding. Gene Ontology annotation, cellular component: nucleus.
AUGGCUUCGUCGCCGGAAAUGCAUCACCAGCAACACCAGCAGCUUCAUGAGGCAGCCGCACCCUUGCCGCUCGAGAUGAAAUCGGAAGGUGCGCCUCCACCAGAGCUCGCCACCAUGACGAACGUGAUCGUGCUGGAUCUGCAUAAAGAUUUCAACGGAGCUGCUGCUGCUCCUGCUGGGGAAGGUGCCACUGGAAAUGGUGGUACUACAGUCACUUCACCGCAUAUCGUUCACGACGGCGCCACGGACAUGAGCCUGCCGGAUGAUGGCACAACUGAGAAGGUGUAUGACAAAGAGACUAACACCGUUUACGUGUACACAACGGCCGCUGGUGCAGGAGCACAUAAGUUGGUCACUAGUGGGCACCAUCAUCAUCAGCUGACGACGAUCGUGCACGGACAGCAACAACAGCAACAGCAGCAACAGCUAGCCUCUCCGGAUCAGCUGCAUCAAGCUGAGCACCACACGGUGGCUGAACAGAAUCUGCUGCAUGCACGGUUGAUUCAGCAACACCAGCAACAAUCAGCAGAUGAUCAGCAACACUUGCAGCGCAUGUCGCCCGUAGAUCAGCAUCAACAGCAACAUCAUCAACACGUACACCCUGACGAUGGUGGCAUCAUCGAUGCCCACCGAUUGUUGCCGGCAACGAUCAGCGGUAAUGACGGUGGGUCUGCUGAUCAGCAGCAACAGCAGCAGGCGCAUCACCUCGGUCGGUUGUCACCCGAAGAUCAACAGGGUGGUGUUCGGCUGCUCGAGGAUAGCCACAUUCAGCGGCUGCUGGGUAACCAGGAGAUCAUCAGCCGCGACAUCAUCAACGGCGAGCAUCACAUUAUCACACGCAACGAGAACGGCGAAACGAUCCUGACACGCAUCGCCAUCUCAACUGCGGAUCAGCUGCUGAACCGGAUGGACAACAGCAUCAUCUACACGACGACUGGUGGCGCCGGAAGUGCUGGUGGUGCCAUCGUGGGUGUUAGCCCGCAGGAGCAACUUCCGACGACGGUGUUGCAGUACGAGAAGGAUGUGGAGGAUAAGCACCAGCAGCCGCAACAUCACGGUCAUCAGGGCCAUGGACAUGGACCGCAAACGAUCUAUACGACGGGAACACCGGCAGGAUCGGAUCCGGUGCAGGCGAAACAGAUUGUGUACACGCUUGGUGGCGGUGAACCGAAGAACGUUAUCUAUGGGGAUCCGAAAGCGGCUAUGCCUCACUUUGAUGGUGGUGCUGGUGGUGGAGGUGGCGGUGCUGGUAGUGAUGGAGGAGGUGCUGGCUCUGGGGAGGACCAGAAGCCACAGAUCGACUACGUAUACAACGAGGGCAACAAGACGGUCAUCUACACCGAUCAGAAGGGUCUUGAGAGCCUGUACGCGAACAACGAGCUGGGGUUGAUCGAUGGCACACAGAUUGUGGUGCAGGGAAAUCUGCAAUAUACGCAGCAGCAGGGUCCGGAUGGUACAACGGUGUACGUGGUGUCAUCGGAUAUGAACCCGGAGGACAUUACUGGUCUGCAGCAAAGCACCAACUCGACCGCGAAGCUCAAUGGACAGGCCCUGCAGGCAAUGGACUUGCUGCUCGGUGCUCAUCCAUCAUCGCAGGCGUUAAAUGUUAAACGCGAACCGGAAGACCUCCGUAAGGAGCCGAAAAACCCACGGAAUCAAAAGGUUUCGUCGCCCUCGCAGCAUAUUACAGAACCUCCACCCAGCCCUGGAAGUCCUUCAACGGAAACCAUGUAUGCUGCCCCCGGCAGCACGCAGAUCUACCUGCAGGGUCCUUCCCAUCAAAACAGUUCAGCAGCGACCGGCAGUUCCAAUGUGAACACGAAUUCACCCAGUCCCAGCUCUUACGCGCAAUAUGACAUGUAUCCGCCGAACAGACUUGGCCCUGCGGGGUCAACGUUCAUCACAGAGCCGUACACAUACCGCGAGUAUUUCGACAACCAGGGAUAUGCACCGGCCCGGACCAUCUAUGGGACGGCAGCCGAUUCCGACGGUCCACAGCCGGCCACGACCUACGAGGGUCGUUUCACCAAGACCGGCUCGAUCUACACCAAGACGAUCACCUCGGCUGGUUUGACGGUGGAUCUGCCCAGUCCCGACUCGGGUAUUGGUGCGGAUGCGAUCACACCGCGCGAUCAGAACAAUGUCCAGCAGCAGUUUGACUACGCGGAACCAUGCCAGGCACCGAUUGGUAUGGUCGAUCCGAACGCUGCCGGUCACAUACCGGCCUGUGUCGCCAGUUUGCAACGUAACUUGGCCAUCAACGGGAGUCAACCGAGUCCGACUACGUCGUUGGGUGGAUCUUCGACGGCCGUGGCUGCGGCAGCAGGUGCAGCGGCAGCUCCUCGAUCCCGUCCUUGGCACGAUUUUGGCCGCCAGAAUGAUGCUGACAAAGUUCAGAUACCAAAAAUAUACACCGACGUUGGUUUCAAGUACUAUCUGGAAAGCCCGAUCAGCUCGUCCCAGCGCCGGGAGGACGAUCGGAUAACGUACAUCAACAAGGGACAGUUUUACGGUAUCACGCUCGAGUACGUGCACGAUCCGGACAAGCCGCUCAAGAAUCAAACCGUCAAGAGCGUCAUCAUGCUGCUGUUCCGCGAGGAGAAGAGCCCGGAGGACGAAAUUAAAGCCUGGCAGUUCUGGCACAGCCGGCAGCACUCGGUGAAGCAGCGGAUCUUAGAUGCCGACACGAAGAACUCCGUCGGGCUAGUCGGUUGCAUCGAGGAGGUAUCGCACAACGCGAUCGCCGUCUACUGGAAUCCUCUCGAGAGCUCUGCCAAGAUUAACGUCGCCGUCCAGUGCCUGAGUACCGAUUUCAGCAGUCAAAAGGGUGUUAAGGGUCUGCCGUUGCACCUUCAGGUCGACACGUUCGAGGAUCCGCGCGAUACGAACGUUUUCCACCGGGGUUACUGUCAAAUCAAAGUCUUUUGUGAUAAGGGUGCUGAACGUAAGACACGCGAUGAGGAACGGCGAGCGGCGAAGCGCAAGAUGACCGCCACCGGCAGGAAAAAGCUCGACGAACUGUACCACCCGGUGGUGGAUCGGUCCGAGUUCUACGGCAUGAGCGAUCUGAUGAAACCACCCGUACUGUUCUCGCCCUCCGAGGACAUCGAUAAGCUUACAUCGAUGGACAUGCAGUUCUACGGUCACGAUGCGGACUCACUGUCCGGCACCUCGGACAACGUCAAAUCGCCCUUCCUGCUGCACGCCAACAAACCGGCAACUCCGACGCUGAAGUUCCACAAUCACUUCCCUCCGGACGUACCGACUGAUAAGAAGGAUCCGAGCAUCAUAAUGGACGGUUCAAUGGUAGCGAACUCGAUGGUCGACUUUACGCCUCAGAUCAAGCGCCAGCGAAUGACGCCACCUCUCAGCGAGCGUGUCAUGUUGUACGUGCGCCAGGAAAACGAGGACGUUUACACACCCCUGCACGUGGUGCCUCCGAGCACGGUCGGGUUGCUCAAUGCGAUUGAAAAUAAAUUCAAAAUUUCUUCAUCGAGAAUUAACACUAUUUAUCGCAAAAAUAAGAAAGGAAUUACGGCGAGAAUUGACGACGACAUGAUCAGACACUACUGCAACGAGGACAUCUUCAUCCUGGAGGUCCAGCGGUACGAAGAGGACCUGUACGCCAUCACGUUAACGGAGCUGCCCACACACUAA